UCCCAUCCCCCUUUUAAAUUCUCACACCCUACACGGCUACGCAGAAACAGCACACACAGCGAGCCAAACUCAACCAAGCACCACCGAGCGAGCUGCGGGAGAAAAAGGAGAGGAGGCGGCCAGAGCAAGAGAAACACAGCCGCCACCCACCCGGAGGGAAUAGGAGAGGGAGGUAGGGAGAGGCAGCCGCGCGCGGUAAUGGGCAACAGCAUCGGCGGCCGCCGCAAGGGCGCCAAGGUGAUGAAGCUGGACGGCACGGCGUUCCGGGUGAAGCCGCCAGCUUUCGCGGGCACGGUGCUGUGCGACCACCCGGGGUUCCAGCUCCUCGAGUCCGAGGAGGUCAAGCUGCUCGGCGUCCGCGCCCGCCCGCUCGCGCACGACGCGCCGCUCCGGCCUGGGCGGCUCUACUUCCUAGUGGCGCUGCCCCGCCCCGCCGCGCCGCCGCGCCGCGCGUGGUCUGGCGCACUCCACGUCGGCGCGCGCGAGCGGCUCGAGUCGCUCAUGCUCACCCGCCGGUCCACCUCCGACCUCUCCCUCCCGGCCUCCGCCACCGCCACGGCGCCGGCCUCCCCGCUCUCCACCGCCUCCGAGGGCGGGCCGGUCCGGCUCAGGAUGCGCCUGCCCAAGGCGCAGGUCGAGAUGCUCAUGGCAGAGAGCCGGGACGGCGCCGAAGCAGCCGCCAGGAUCAUGCAGCUCUGCGCCGCCAACGCCGGCAGCGGCGCGGCCACGUCGGAUAGGGGGAUACUGCGGACGCCGGAGCGGAGCCCGCGGUUCGUGCCCACGCCGGACUGGGGCGUCGGUGGGUUCCCGCAGACGCCAGAGCGGAGCCCGCGGUUCGCGGCGACGCCCGACUGGGGGACCGGGUUCAUGAUGCCGGCAGGCUCUGGGACGGCGCCAAGGACGCCAGACAGGUGGCCCACGCUGCCCCGCACGCCGGAGUACGCGUCGCCGGACGUCAAGGCCAGCCGGAAAGAGGCAAUGAACAACGGCUGUCGUCUGCAGGGUUAAGAUUAGGGGUUUCAGGAUUUAGGGAGUCUUCUAUGGCUGCCGGAUUUAGAAGAGGCUCCAGGGAGAUAGGUAGGCUAGGCGGAGGAGGCGAGCGAGGAAGCAUAGCGGCAAGGUAAAGGGGACACUGCCGGUCACGAGCGAGAGGAUAGACAGCUGGUGGGCUGGUGUCAGGAUGGGAGAGCUAAAAAACGGAGAGGUUAGCGUGGCGGGGCCGGAGGCCGUGGAUCAGGGGGCAUCCCGUUGCCGGAGACAGUGGAGGAGGGCGGUAGGUGAGGGCGAGCGAAAAAAGGGCGGAAGCAGAAGAAGACGACGACAACUGGACGCUUCGAUUUCAAUUGGACAGUUGAAAUCUUUUGCCGGAAGCAAAUGCCGUUUUCAUACGCUGAAAAAUAGCUCUCUUACUUUGCUUUUAUUUUCCCUGCUUAGUUUUGGACCAAUCAUUUUCCCUUAAUGAGUGUUCAGAUUAACAAACGGUUUGAAACGCAUUAUCCGUCGUUUUUGCUGACGGCUAAUCUGAUCUAUGUGUG
Molecule: messenger RNA, 1535 nt
Organism: Phragmites australis (common reed)
Lineage: Eukaryota; Viridiplantae; Streptophyta; Magnoliopsida; Poales; Poaceae
Exons: 2
Coding region: 199-1008 (269 amino acids)
Source: RefSeq, a predicted model, not a curated record